AACGCGUCGGCCGAAACAGCAUUAGCUUGUGACCAACAUGACCGAGGACACGACAGAUCAUGAAAAUUCUAACGAUUCCCCGCCAAAAGUCGUAGAAGGAUGCCGGAUGCCAGUUCGGAUGAGAAACACCAACGACUGGCCACUGGCAGAAAUAUUAAGUAUAAAAGAUCUAGGUGACGGCCAGUUCCUGUACUACAUCCACUUCAUUGAUUACAACAAGCGACUCGACGAAUGGGUUACGGCCGACAGACUAGACCUGAAGAAGAUCCAACAACCCCGGAAGGAGAACAAGACACCCUUGAAAGAUGUCCGCAAUGGAUCCCGGCCCUGUUCGCCAGACCCCGCCCUGCUCCUGGCAGGAAGUUCCGACAGCUGGUCCCAGCAGAAGUCGCCUGCGGAUGCAAAAGGAGCGCUCAAGGAGACACCGGCAGUGGUCACCGUCACGGAGACCUGGGCGGAAAAAUCGCCAGGUGAUGCCUCUACGAGAGAGAAUUCUGGAGCAGACGUAUGGAGCAGCCAAAAGUCUAGGACACCCGAAGUGAGGGAAGCCAUCAAGGAGGUGUCAGUCCCGUCGCCAGCAAAAAAUGGCGCCCCUCCGAAAAAGGUUGCUGGGAGGAAACGGAAGUUUCCGGCUGCGGACGAGCAGGACUCCCAGGACUCAGUUCCCUGCCCUCGACCCACUGGGAGCAUGGUGGCGCACCACGACGACAUUGUCACGCGGAUGAAGAACAUCGAGAUGAUAGAGCUCGGACACAAUCGGAUCCGCCCGUGGUACUUCUCUCCGUACCCACAGGAGCUAGUCAAUUCUUGUAUUUAUCUCUGCGAAUUCUGCCUAAAGUUUACAAAGUCACGGACGUGCCUCGGGAGACAUCUGAGAAAAUGCAACGUGAGGCAUCCUCCCGGCAACGAGAUCUAUCGCAAAGGGACGUAUUCCUUCUUUGAAAUCGACGGCCGAAAAAACAAGAUCUAUGCUCAAAACUUGUGCCUGCUGGCCAAGUGCUUCUUGGAUCACAAGACGCUGUACUAUGACACAGACCCGUUUCUUUUCUACGUCAUGACCGAGGUCGACAUCAGGGGGUACCACCUCGUUGGGUACUUUUCAAAGGAAAAAGAAUCGACGGAAGACUACAAUGUUGCCUGCAUUCUAACCCUGCCACCGUUUCAGCGGAAGGGCUUCGGAAAACUUCUAAUAGAAUUCAGUUAUGAGCUGUCGAAAUUUGAGGGCAAAACGGGUUCCCCCGAGAAGCCCCUGUCCGAUUUGGGCCUCCUCUCCUACCGGUCGUACUGGUCAGAGACCAUCUUGGAGAUCAUGAUCAACAUGGCUCCCACAGAACCCGGGGAAAAGCCUCAGAUCACCAUCCACGAAAUCAGCGAACUGACGAGCAUCAAGAAGGAGGACGUGAUCUCGACGUUACAGUACUUGAACCUCAUCAACUACUACAAGGGCCAGUACAUCAUCACCCUGACGAGGGAAGUGGUAGAGGCGUACGAGCGGGCGGCGCGCAAGCGACCCAUCCGCAUCGAUCCCAAGUGCCUCCAUUGGACACCCAAGGACUGGUCCAAGCGGGGAAAGUGACACACUCAAGAAUACGAUUCUUCUGUGCUUUCUGCGUUUUCGGCCCAGCCCCUUCCGCCGCGCUGGAUCCCUUCCCGGUUUGGACCACGGAACACUUGUUUGGACCGCCUGGACACCAUCCGACUUCGGAGCUCUACUAGGUCUAUUGACGUCUCUUUAAGAAGUAGAUUUCCCGUCUUGCGCGUAAUACUGCUGUUAUGAGCACAAAUACAAAAAAAAAAACGGAAAAAUAUUGGAAAAGGUAAAAAGAAGAGCCGCGUUUUGUUUAGUCAGCGGACUACCGCUCAUUAGACGACUACUUAUUAUUACCUACUAGACGGCAUAGCAUAAAGCUUCACUAUGUGGUGCGCAUGCUUGUCAAAGAUCAUCUCGGCUCAAGAAUGUGGCUACUUCCGCCGCGGAUUCCUUGAUGUUGUAGAAGUAGAAGAUUGAAGAUACAGAAAUGUACCAUACGUAAAGCCCCCAGGUUUCUGCGGUGGAAGAUGAACAUUUCCGUGAAGUUGGAUCAUCAAGGUGAAAAACCGGGCGUGUUGGUGUUGAUCUUGCAUGACGAACUAGGAACUUGGAACUAGGUACUUGGAUCUACGAAUCUGCGGGAUUCCGCGGGUUAGAGAAUGCAAACAAAAAAUGCUGCAGUAUUCUCCCAAGAUUGCCUGCCGACUGGUCUCGUGCGCUUUUCCAGCCUUACGUAACUUUUCAGUGUGCAAAAGAAAAUUAGACUCAACUCUGACAAUUUCUCUCCGGGCAUUCCUGCUGUAAAAUUUCCCUCCGCCGCGGCACGAUCAGCCGUGUAAGUGUCGGCAGUGUUGGUCACGUCAGGCAUUGCAGUUGCGACCGAUCGGGUUUAACUCACGAAAAUGUCGCAGGUCGAUUGGAAUUCUUGCAUAAAUCUGCAGCAUAUCGAAUGUUCGGCGAAAAACACACAAUCGUGAGGGGAACAGCAGGUUCCGUGAGACAUGGCCAACUUCACGAAAUAAAUUUCGCGGAACCUGCGGAAAGCUAGGGGCUGUAACCACAUGCCAUACCGAGCCGGUUGGUGAUCCAUCGCAAGUCCAGGGAACAUCCGGUGUCGAACGUCUAAAAACCGCACACACAGACACAAUACGAGCCACUUUGGUAUUGAGGUCCUCAUUUCUGCAUUUCACGGCGUUUAAUUUCCCUCCAAAGGUCAAGAUCGGCACAAGGUGUCAUUUUCUCCUUUAGUCCGAGCGGUUAAAAAAUGGCAAAUAUGUAUGCCAUUCGAAAUCCUCAGCUCAGGUACUUUUUCAAGAGCCACCGCAAACGAGGUUCCCGCUACUUGAGAGCCGCAACAAACCCAAAGAUAACGACAAUGUGGCUGCUCCUCCGCGGCAACUUUAGUUGAAAAGCUGUUGUCCGUUUGAUGCUGCGGGUGGUGGAUUUUCAGCAGCCAUGUCAUGUGUGGUGAUGCGAGCAAUUUGUCGCUAAUAUUAAAGGAGCAAAUGUCAGAAUUUGACUGUUGCAGCGUGCAUGAAAACUGUACGUUAUGAGGCGAAACAACAGUUUUCGCCGUUAGGUAUUUCGGAACGGCUUCUUCCGCGACACCGCGGGAUUCCACGUAGUACAAUGUGAUGCUUUGACGUGUUUUUUUCUCUCUCUCUCUUUUGGCAGCUAACAACCUCCGGUACUUAAACGUCGUAGGGCAUAGGUCGUCUACGGACGUGUUCUAUUUUUAUUCCUGUGCAUAAAAAAAAUUUUAAAAAAAAGAACUUGCUUUAUAUUUAGUAUGCAAUAGCCUUGCCUUCUGGAAACCCUCAAGGUACAACAGCGUUAGAAAGAAUACUCUAAUCUAAUCGUAGUGGCGACUCUUUCUUCGAGCUUCCCUGCGUGGCCGAUUUUGUUUCUCCCUUCCCCUUUGUUAUUGUAGUGCACGAGGAGAUGUUAGUUAGUUCAAUACAAAGCCAACUCCUCCUGGCAAACACGACAUACCGUAAUUUCACGAGUUUAGGUCAAAGAACUGCCGCCAUUGAUCAGGUCGGGAAAAUACUUGCUCCAUAAACAUCAGAUUAUGUGUAGGGCCUGACUUUCUCGGGUUUUAUUUUUGCCCAAAUUCUGAGGGGUUAAUAUCGAUUGAUAAUUUUCAUUUGAAAAUUCGGGUGUAUUCGGGUUAAAUCCCGUUAUGGCAGAUUCUGCCGUCAGGAAUUCGGGUGAUUUUUUUUUUUUGUUCAAUAAAAAUUUGUCUUAACAUGGAACUAAUGUUUAGCAAUGUUAUCAAACUUUAUUGUAAUGCACGCUUAUGAGUGUGCCACGCGACCCGGAUGUGUUUGGGUAGAUUCGGGUUAAACCCGAAUUUUACAGAUUUCGUUCGGGAGGGUAAAUAUCGGGCGGAUACGGGUUUAACCCUAAAAAGUCAGGCCCUAAUUAUGUGGUGUGUAUGUCAAUUGGUUUUAUUAGAAAUAUCGAUUUACUUUAACUAUAUUAUGUCAACAUCGAUAUCUUGUUUGGGGCUACAGAAAGCGACGUUACACUUUGUGCCACACUUUUUAGUUACAUUGAGUCACUGCGUAUUCGAUUCUGCGGAGGGGUGCCGCGUUGUGUGGCCUCAUGAGCCGUGCCCAGUGAGAGCAUGUUGAGCCUGUCAUGCUGCAAAACCAUGAAAAAAAAACAAAAGAAAACGAUGUACAAAAAAUGCGUGAUUAUUUUAGGCGCAGCAAAGUCGAUCUAAAAGACUCAGGAGCAAAGCUUUGAUUCUCGUUUGUGAAAUUGCGGCAAUCCAACACAUUCCAGGCAUUCGUGCCAUCUCAUGUCGUCUGCUACUUCUAAGUUCUGCAACGUCAAAACUCUCUUGCUAAAUGUCAGCAUCACUUUGUAACUCAACUGCAAAGUACAAAGCAGCAAAAUCACGCAAAACUGUCACUUAUUUUGUUCUGUGCCAACAGGUUAUCUGCAUUGCUAACGUGCAAGGACUUUUGGUUGUGUCGUCGUCUGUUUUCACAUCUCUGUGUCUUGUCAUCAUCAUCUGUGUCUCGCAGCAUGGUGUUUGGUGUGUGUGUAUACUUUGACCAAAGAAGGAACCAUGUAAAUAAUCUCGCACAUCUUCCAUUGUGAACGUGUAUGUAUUGUAAAUUUGGGUGUAUAUAUGGUUUUUGUAUGCUCCGAGCAAUGUGAUAGGGUAAUAAAAUUUUGUAAAUAAGGA
Ornithodoros turicata is the source of this 4730-nucleotide messenger RNA. RefSeq names its product histone acetyltransferase KAT5-like (gene Tip60). Gene Ontology annotation, molecular function: transcription coregulator activity; histone H4K16 acetyltransferase activity. Gene Ontology annotation, biological process: negative regulation of DNA-templated transcription; positive regulation of transcription by RNA polymerase II. The record is from RefSeq and is a predicted model, not a curated record. The transcript has 16 exons. Bases 38 to 1576 code for a protein of 512 amino acids. Gene Ontology annotation, cellular component: MSL complex; chromatin. NCBI's taxonomy places the organism in Eukaryota, Metazoa, Arthropoda, Arachnida, Ixodida, Argasidae.